This is a messenger RNA of Neoarius graeffei (lesser salmon catfish), 11476 nucleotides long. RefSeq names its product nemo-like kinase, type 1 (gene nlk1). The record is from RefSeq and is a predicted model, not a curated record. Gene Ontology annotation, biological process: intracellular signal transduction; protein phosphorylation. Gene Ontology annotation, cellular component: nucleus; cytoplasm. Lineage: Eukaryota; Metazoa; Chordata; Actinopteri; Siluriformes; Ariidae. The coding region runs from base 980 to 2410 and encodes 476 amino acids. Gene Ontology annotation, molecular function: MAP kinase activity; ATP binding. The transcript is spliced from 11 exons.
UCCUCCUCCUCCUUCAUCCUGGCCUGCCACUGUUUCCAACAGCUGAUUGCAGAUAAAGAGAAAGCCACAGAAAGACUGGAGUCCAAGCAGAAAGGAGUUGAAGGGAAAAACAACACAGCGACCCGCAGGCAGCCAAAACACAGCUUGUUUUGCUCGUUUAACGUCGGAUACUGCACUGCAACGGAUUUACAAACAUUAAUAAAUCAGAAACGCAGUCGGUUCCGGGUCCCUUUUAGCACCGACAGGGUUUAAGAUCUAGAUCUUUAUAAUAAUGGCGUGAAUUUUAAUAGUUACGUCUUUAUACACACAGUAUUCGGUCUUCUAACGGAACUGUAUUAAUUAGCCGGUUCCCCAAACUGAACGAAGGUUAGCUAGCAAACAAAGAUGAUUAGCUCGAAUUGCCUGUGCCAAAAAAUUAGGUUAUUAGAGGUAUAGUUCGGUUUCCUACUGCGCAAUCUGAAGAAGUGUUUGCGUGUGCGCCUGGUAAGCCGGAGACAAUUUACGGACGAUUAUUUGCGUAAAGUAACGUGAAUUUGAGGUUAGUUCGCUGUCCUGACGCAUAGGAUGAAGGUUAGCUGACUAGCCUAGCUACUCAGGCUACCGUUUAUGGUCUGGACAGACAGACAGCCGUCUGUCAGUGAUGAUGAUUUUGUUCCCUUGCUUUCAGGACUAUGCCACAUGCGCCGUCUGUAGUGUCUUAUUUAGCUAAAAGUAAACCCGAAGCUACCUCACCGAGCCUUUAGCUAGCUAGCUAAGAUACCCAAGUUGUGUGUGUGUGUGUGCGCAGGAGAUUAUAGUCCGGUAUGAGCAACUCUUGUAGUAUUUAGCUGCGUUUGUUGCUGUCAAACGCAAAAAAUAAAAAUGGCGUUUUAACGCACGGAAAUUUUUAACUGUUUGCAAUUUUAAGUCUAUUAAUGGGAUUAAUAAGCGCGGCUGAACGUAGCCAAUCCUCCCGGACCGCCGGCUCGCACUAAGAGAAAUGGCCUUCCAUGGCUCCGCUCGGCCCGCUGUGUGUGGAAACUUGUUCCCAGGCUCGGAUUUGGGCCACAAAUAUUUCUGUGUGAACACUUCAGGAAGUACCGCAGCCUGCAGCGGGAUAAACGGCUCACAGAACCCAGCCGGGCCCAGUCAGCCGGCCGAGACCCCGAGACACCCGUCGGCUGUCGGAGGAAGCACAGGUGGAGGCGCAGCGGUGCCUCAGCCUCACAGCAGCCCGGCCAGUGAGGUGCCCUGCCCGGCUGAGAUGGAGCCCGACAGGCCGAUCGGUUACGGAGCCUUUGGUGUUGUGUGGUCAGUGACGGACCCCCGGGAUGGACGGAAAGUUGCUCUCAAGAAAAUGCCAAACGUCUUCCAGAAUCUGGUCUCCUGUAAGCGUGUCUUCAGGGAGCUCCGCAUGUUGUGCUUCUUCAAACAUGACAACGUGUUGUCUGCUCUGGAUAUACUCCAGCCUCCACAGAUUGACUGCUUUGAAGAGAUAUAUGUGAUCACAGAGCUGAUGCAGAGUGACCUGCACAAAGUCAUAGUGUCUCCUCAGCCUCUCACCACCGACCACAUAAAAGUGUUCCUCUACCAGAUACUCAGGGGCCUGAAAUACCUGCACUCUGCUGGAAUUCUGCACAGAGACAUUAAACCAGGGAACCUGCUAGUCAACAGCAACUGUCUCCUCAAGAUUUGUGACUUUGGUCUGGCUCGAGUUGAAGAGCCCGACUCCUCACGUCACAUGACCCAGGAAGUGGUGACGCAGUACUACAGGGCCCCUGAAGUUCUGAUGGGCUCACGCCAUUACGGGUCAGCCAUAGACAUAUGGUCUGUGGGCUGCAUCUUCGCGGAGUUACUGGGUCGCCGAAUCCUCUUUCAGGCUCAGAGCCCCAUACAGCAGUUGGAUCUGAUAACUGAUUUACUGGGAACUCCUCCCCUGUCUGCCAUGGCAUCUGCAUGUGAGGGUGCCCGAGCACACAUUCUAAGAGGACCUCACAAACCACCAUCACUGUCUGUUCUGUACAUGCUGUCAGACGGAGCCACCCACGAGGCUGUUCAUCUUCUGUGCCGCAUGCUAGUCUUUGAUCCAGCUAAGCGGAUCUCUGGCAGCGACGCACUGUCUCACCCAUAUCUAGACGAGGGCCGCUUGCGGUAUCACACUUGCAUGUGUAAGUGCUGCUACUCAGUACCCAGUGGCCGAGUGUACACUCGGGACUUUGAACCUGCUGCAGAGAGGACCUUUAGCCACAGCUAUGAGGAGAGCAUGCUUUCUGUGUGGCAGGGCAAAGAGCUCAUCCAUCGUUUCAUCACUGAGCACCAGCAGGGUAAAAGAGUGCCUUUGUGCAUCAACCCCCAGAGUGCAGCCUUCAAGAGCUUCAUCAGGUCCACUGCUUGGCAUUCCUCGAAAGUAUCAAGGAAAGAAGAGAGAUGAGAUGAGGAGUUUGUUAAAAUAGGAGUCACAGAAGACGUAGUUGACUAUAGAAGCAUGCUUGUGCUCGAGAUGAAUGACUGUGUUUACAUUUGGUUCUUGUCAGAUUAUGUAGGUCUGAAUGCCUAGGCUUGGUGCUAAGUUUGGCACAGGAUGAAUAUCCUAACAUUGUCCAAAAAAAAAAAAACCCAACCACCCUACAGUACCUAAUUCUGUAGACAUUUUUUCAAUAGUGACGGUCAAAUUAUGCUGCUGUGAACAUUUUAUACUGACUGAGCUUGAGGAUUGUGGAUACUGAAUUUCAGAAGAAACUCCUUUUCAUGGAUUGGAUUGAAGACAGAUGAACAUUGUGGUGGUGGUGAUGGCACGCGUGUGUGUGUGUGUGCGCGUGUGUUGAAGUCCCUGAAUGUUGUGCAAUACCAAUAAGGGGGGGGAGGUUUCAGUCUUUGUGGGCUUCAGCUGCCAUUCAGACCUGUUCCUGUUAUGUUCUCGGCCAAUAGUCUUGCUGUGUCACUUAACUGUUCUUGCUGAAGUUCUUCACAAGUUCUUCCUUUAUUUCCUGUAACUCUAUUUUAACCAUCUUUCCAGUAUUUGCAUAGUGUCAUACGAAUUUGGGUUGCCUUCUCUUUGCUUUUGUUACUCGAUACAGAAACACAGCGAUUUUAUUAUUAGACUGCCACCAGUUUUCCUCUUGCGUGACGUAAUCGUCACUGGAUCGUAGAUUAAGAUGCUGCGGGGAUUAAGAUCACGUAGACGUACAGGUGUUUUUGUAUGUGUACGUACCUCUAAGCAUUUAUGUGCAAGGAUUUUAUUUACUUUUAUGAGCUGGACAGCUUUUAAGGUUUGGAGAGAGCAUUAUUGAACUGUUGUGUGAUUGAAGCUAGAACAUGUACACUUAAGUUUUGUGUGUGUGUGUGUGUUCAGGAAUGGAGAGCAUUUAGGGGGAUGUAUAGUAUCGUGCUAUUUCACAUUCAUUACCUCACAUAAACCCACUGUGCACUGGCUGAGUGCGCUCAGACUAAACCCGACUAUUAACCACGUACUGUACAGGGAUCUGUGCUAAUCACUGAACCACUAUCCCGACAAAUCCCCUUUAUCUGUCAGUCUCCCUCCCUCCUUGCUCCGGCUGAUGCACAUGUCUCAGAUUUGCUUUCAGAGGAAAAUGCUGCUGUUCAUUUGAUUGACGUUUUCACUUCAGUCAUAACUAGUGUCGAGCUCAGGUUUCAUAUCGCAAACUCUGCUGUAAACACACAGGGACGCGUGUCCGGGCCACAAUGGUCCGUUCCUGGUGCUGUGAACUGAAAAGGCCCAGUUUUUGCUCUACAACCUCGAGACUCGUGCCUGUGGGCCACCACUAGGUGGUGACGAGUACUCUGAGCUCUGCUGGACAGACAGUUCUCAAGGAUGUUCGUUCAAACAGAUCCGCAAGUGGAUAAGGACUUUGCUUAGGGAUUUGCAGCACUUCAGGAGUCCAGUAAUCUGACAACCCCUUGCCCUUGUGCUGUUAUUUAAUUUGGUCAUAGGAAGAUAUUUUCUUAAAUGAAUCGUUUUCUUCUACUUUUAUGUCAAUGCAUUGUGACCAAUUUAAUUAUUUUUUUCUGUUUCUUUCUUCAGGUUUUGUAGUUUGACCACUUUGCUAUUGUGUUGGUAGAGGAACUAGAAGUGUAGUGACACGAAGAGAACUUCUGUUGGUCUAGGAUUUCUUGUACCGACUGCUAACUUCAACGUGAGGAUGUUUUAAUUAAUGGUGAGAUGUGCAUUAGUCAUGCAUUAGCUCAUAGAAGUUAGACGUUUUAUGACGAAAAAAGAAAACUCGAUAUUUGUGUUGAUAACUAUUAUGGUUAGUAAUAUCAAACACUUGUUUCAAAAGAUGGCUGGGUUUUUUUUUUGUUAUUUAUUUUUUGUCCUUUUAUUGAAAAUGUUUUUGGACUUUGUGUUUACAACAGAUGCUUGAAAUUUUUAAGGAAAAAAUGGUUUAAGGCAGAUGGAGCUGUCAAUAAAGAGCAAACACUGGAGACAAAGUGCCACGUCAACUCAAUAGAUAGGAGUCUGUCUUUUUUUUUAAUUUAAUGUUUUUAUUUUUCCCCCUUCAGGUAGAUCCCUCCCCACUUUUUACAGGUUUAAUCACUUCUUCUUGAAAAUGUUUUGCUUGGCAUUGACAGUCCAUAUAUUUAUAUUAUCUUUAGAAUUAUUCAUUUGACACAGAACUUCAAUUACAAGUAAGACAAGCACAAUUGAGAUCAGAAGAGCCAACACUGAUAUGUUUCCAUUUCAGGAAUAAGAGAAAACAGCUGUAGGGGGAUUAGUGAAGAAACUCCAGUACAAUGCACAGCACAACAGUAUAUAUGAGAGGAGAGAAGGCAAAUGUUCAAGCACAAUUUAAGUCCCGUUGUCAUGUAGAGCAGCAUGAAGCGAAAGAGCUUUAUGAUCAGAUGCUCCAGUGCAGAGAGAUGCUUUGUGAAGGUUGCAAGUGAUUCUGAAAUCGAAGGGAGGUCACUCAUGCCACUACUGAGGACGCACAGGCUCCUGAGAAGCAUUUGGGGUGAGUAAUAAAAACAGCUCUCGAUGAUGAGCAUUUGCCGAGUGGAUUGGACGGCCUUGGGUGGAAUGAGAGAUGAGGUAAGUGCUGUUUCCAGAACAGCCUGAAAAUAACAGCGGAUUUCUGUCUAGCAUAUGCUCGAUACCCUAGACUGGUAUUUUGACGUGUUAACAAUGUACUGAGAAAAGAAUGAAAAACAUUUUUCUUGUCUAUAAUUUUAGUCUAAGGGCAGUUGUUGAAUUCCAUUAAUAAACAUAUAAUACACCUAUAAUAAAUAUAUUUAUAUUGUACAUUUUUACACCUUGACUCUACGGCUCAGUGCUUUACAGUGUAAAGUAAAAAAGAAACAAAAGGCAGUCAAAAUAAACUAGUAAAAUAGAUAAUGAGUGCAAUAAAUAAUAGCAGUGACAGAAAACAAAGUAAAUGUAAACCUCAUUCUCAUCUCAUUAUCUCUAGCCGCUUUAUCCUGUUCUACAGGGUCGCAGGCGAGCUGGAGCCUAUCCCAGCUGACUACGGGCGAAAGGCGGGGUACACCCUGGACAAGUCGCCAGGUCAUCACAGGGCUGACACAUAGACACAGACAACCAUUCACACUCACAUUCACACCUACGGUCAAUUUAGUCACCAGUUAACCUAACCUGCAUGUCUUUGGACUGUGGGGGAAACCGGAGCACCCGGAGGAAACCCACGCGGACAACAUGCAAACUCCGCACAGAAAGGCCCUUGCCGGCCACGGGGCUCGAACCCGGACCUUCUUGCUGUGAGGCGACAGCGCUAACCACUACACCACCGUGCCGCCCUAAAUGUAAACCUAUACAAUAAAAACUAUAACAAUAGUGAUAAUAAUAAUAAUUAACAAGGGGAGACUGGGUAUGGUUGUAACACCUUUUGCUUCAGCACAUGUAACUCGCUGAACUUUUGAGCUACAGUUCAAAAUUUCAGUACACUACAUUAUUAUAUAUAACACUCACCAGCCACUUUGAUUCUAAGAAUCUAUGAUUCCUGUUCUUGGCUGGCAGGAGUGGAACCCAGUGUGGUGUUGUGCUGUUACAUGCUGAGAUGCUUUUCUGCUCAUCAUGGUUGUAAAGAGUUGCUCUGAGUUACUAUAUCCUUCCUGGCAGCUCAAACCAAUCUGGCCGUUUUCCUCUGACCUCUCAUCAACAAGAUGUUUGUUUCCACCCACAGAACUGUUGCUCACUCGAUGGGGUUUUUUCCCCUGCGCCAUUCUGUGUAAAGUGUAGAGACUGUUGUGUGUGAAAACCCCAGGAGAUCAGCAGUUUCUGACAUACUCAAACCGGUCCAUCUGGCACUAACACCCAUGUCAUAGUGAAAGUCACACUUUGAGAUCACAGUUUUUCCUUUUCUGGUGUUUGAAGUGAACGUUAACGGAAGCUCUUGAUUUGUAUCUGCAUGAUUUUAUGCUUUGUGCUGCUGUCAAGGGAUUGGCUGAUUUAGAUAAAUGCAUAAAACAGCAGGUGUAUGGGUGUACCUAAUGAAGUGGCUGGUGAGUGUAUAUUGAAUAUAGCCCAGAAAAAUGUGCAGUAAAAGUCAGCAAAGCAAACCUCUAGGGAGGUUUUCUCCCCCUAUCUUUAAUCAAGAGUGUAGUCUUUUAAUUAGUGGGUAUUCAUUUCCCUCACAAUCUGCCCUCUCUCUCAAAUAGCCCCUGCAUGACCUUAACUGCUUUUGUGCACUCGUGAGUCUUCUGCUCACAGAUUUGUGCACGCACUCAGAUUUUAGUGAAAAUAACCCUUGCAAAAUUCACCAACCAAUAGAAUGGUUGGAUGCUGACCAAUGAAAUAGUCACUGCCUCGUGCAUUCGCUUUACUUAUAGGUGGGUUUGUUAAGAGAGAAUGGGGGAAAAAAUGUAUGCACGGUGCGUACAGUAUCAUGGAUGUAGGCACCAGUGGUGUCCCUUUUGUUAUAAGCUACCCCACUACCUGGAUAGGUUGUAAUACAUACUGGGGUAAGUUGUAACAUUACAUUCCAGGCAUUUAGCAGACACUCUUAUCCAGAGGGAUGUACAACAUACCCAAGAGCAGCCAUUCCUGCUGGUCCAGGGAAUCAAACUGGCAACCUUCUGGUCCCAAAGCUGCUUCUCUAACAAUUAGGCCGUGGCUUCCCAAACAAUUAGACAAAAGAAGUGAAAACUGAGGCCACACCAUACGAUAUACUUCAGAAAGGGGUUUAUUGAGAUCUCAUCUCAUUAUCUCUAGCCGCUUUAUCCUUCUACAGGGUCGCAGGCAAGCUGGAGCCUAUCUCAGCUGACUACGGGCAAAAGGCAGGGUACACCCUGGACAAGUCGCCAGGUCAUCACAGGGCUGACACAUAGACAACCAUUCACACUCACAUUCACACCUACGGUCAAUUUAGAGUCACCAGUUAACCUAACCUGCAUGUCUUUGGACUGUGGGGGAAACCGGAGCACCCGGAGGAAACCCACGCGGACACGGGGAGAACAUGCAGACUCCACACAGAAAGGCCCUCGCCGGCCACGGGGCUCGAACCCGGACCUUCUUGCUGUGAGGCGACAGCGCUAACCACUACACCACCGUGCCACCCAGGUUUAUUGAGAUUAAAAAAAACAAGCCUUAGUCGGUCACAAUGGUGGUAAAUACCACCAGGUGGUAACCCUGAAGGUGCAGACUUAAUGGGGCCAGAGGUUUCAUAGGACGCAUUUUACCCACACUUCCUUUGGCUUCGAGUUGCCAAAUGGCUCCAUAUAGACCGCACAAAACUUCAUCAUCUGAGGUCUCAGAAUCAUUAGCGUCGGUUUUCAGCCUUUUUUUGGAGGGGGGGCAAGCUUUCUCUCCUUUGUCUUUUGCUUGCCUCUAUUCUUUUCUAAGUUAUUCUUUCUUUCUUACAUUUGUGCUUCCUGUCCUCUGUUGUUCUUGGUUGGUUCAAAACAAACACCGAUUCCACCAAUUCUUGCUUCACUGUUGUAUCAGUGAGCAUUUCGGACUGCCUCUUUUUCCUAAUCCUGAUUUUCAUGGCCCUGCUUUUGGAAAUGGCCGUAUAGCUGAAGGAUUGAACACCUGACCUGGAGACAGCCCUGAGGUGCCAUUUCUCAUCUGGAGCACAACACACCUACACUGGGAAGAUCACUGGAACCCUGGUCUCUCAGCUUCAGCAGUGAUUUGCUGUAUCUGCUCAGUGUGACAUGGCAGAUCCCAUGUGCCUUCACCACUGAUCUGACAGACUUGCCCUUCUUUGUGACCUCAUCAGAUUUUGUUUGUUUGUUUGUUUGUUUUUUAACACUGGCAGGCACACACGUCUUUCACUCUUUCUUUUCCAUUGCCUAGGCAUUCUCUAAAAUUUUAAAAAAUCAGGUAUCCUUGGUUGUAUGUAAGGGGAUGGUUGUAACACUUAAAAAAAAUGUUACGACCAACCUAACCCCUGUCAGCCAUUGUUUAGCUGGUUGUAUUAGCAUAGUAGUUUGAAAUUAGCAUCUGGAAAAAAUGCAUCACACUUUGCAUGAGACACUACAAUUCAAUCUAAUAUAAGAUGUAUGAUUUUAUCUCAUCUCAUCUCAUCAUCUCUAGCCGCUUUAUCCUGUUCUACAGGGUCGCAGGCAAGCUGGAGCCUAUCCCAGCUGACUACGGGCGAAAGGCAGGGUACACCCUGGACAAGUCGCCAGGUCAUCACAGGGCUGACACAUAGGCUACGUUUACACUAGACCGUAUCUGUCUCGUUUUCUUCGCGGAUGCACUGUCCGUUUACAUUAACCCCCCUGAAAAAGCGGGGAAACGGGAAUCUGCCAGCGUCCACGUAUUCAAUCUAGAUCGUAUCAGCUCCGGUGCUGUGUGAACAUUGAGAAUACGCGAAUACGCUGUGCUGAGCUCUAGCUGGCGUCUCAUUGGACAACGUCACUGUGACAUCCACCUUCCUGAUUCGCUGGCGUUGGUCAUGUGACGCAACUGCUGAAAAACGGCGCAGACUUCCGCCUUGUAUCACCUUUCAUUAAAGAGUAUAAAAGUAUGAAAAUACUGCAAAUACUGAUGCAAAUACUGCCCAUUGUGUAGUUAUGAUUGUCUUUAGGCUUGCCAUCCUUCCACUUGCAAGUAAUAAGUGAUAUGCGCUGGGAUCUCACACACAGCGGCUCAGUCCCGAAUCGUGGCUUGUUCACUUCACUCGCGCGCUCUGUGAGCUGCACAGGGCCGGAGUGCACACCCUCCAGAGGGCACUCGCUGUUCAGGGCGGAGUGAUUUGGAGCGCAGGAUGCCUGCGGAGCCGAGCGUAUCCGCGUAUUGGUGUUGCUGUGUGCACGGCUAACGGUUUUAGUGUAAACGCGAAUCGUUUUAAGAAUGUUAAUCUGAUGAUCCGCUGAUUCGACGUAAUGUAAACGUAGCCAUAGACACAGACAACCAUUCACACUCACAUUCACACCUACGGCCAAUUUAGAGUCACCAGUUAACCUAACCUGCAUGUCUUUGGACUGUGGGGGAAACCGGAGCACCCGGAGGAAACCCACGCGGACACGGGGAGAACAUGCAAACUCCGCACAGAAAGGCCCUUGUCGGCCACGGGGCUCGAACCCGGACCUUCUUGCUGUGAGGCGACAGUGCUAACCACUACACCACCGUGCCGCCAUGAUUUUAUCUGUAAAAGUAUAAAUACUGAACAACAAUUUAGUCUUGGUUUAAAAAAAACAAACUUUCUGACCUCAAAAUCAUUUUUUUCUUUUAUAGAAUCUGCAUCCUCCGGUUUCCGGCCUUGGCAACCACCAUGUGGGAUCUGGGGGAAAGUUGGUGAACACUGAAAUGAUCACAUGAUUCCUCCUUCCUGACUGGUGAAAUUGGUGGUGUUAACUCUCCCCGUGUUGCAACCACACCUGGUCUCCCCUAAUCAAAAUGCAAAAGUAACAUGCUAGUUCGGCAAAUACUCAAACCUUGGAUAAACGUGACCAUGCCAUAAACGUUGUAGAGCAAACCGUUUCAUGGUAUGACACUCAUGGGUAACUAGAAGGGGAAAAAAAUGUGCAUUGCUCUUUAUUCUCUGUUACACUUUCUCAUUUAAAAAAAAAAAAAAAGCUGUGUGGUAUUUACAGCUGGUGAAUUUGGGUUGUUCCCAACCCCAUGUUUCAUUGCAUCAAGGAAUGUUGUAUUAACUCUGCUCCCUCUUCACUCCAGUUCUGAGGAACGUGUUGAACUUCUUGGUUAUAGUUUCAUGCAAGCAGCUACUGUAUCAGGACUGAGACAAGGAGCGAUGUAUAAUGUGCUCGUUUCAGGUGGCUGAGGUUGUGCUGGUACAUUUGUAACCAGAAGCAUGUUGAAACUCUAAUCAGUAAAGUGUUGUAAUAGCCCAGUUGUUAUUGAUGACAAAGGCCAGGACUAUAAUCAAUGUUACACAGAGUGACUCUGCAUGAGCUCUCAGAAAUGUAGUCGAAGUUCAGCUGGGGGACAAUCAACAACCCAUAUGUCAAUCAGAGCCUUUAAACUUACAGUGCGACGUUACAAAAGCUAAAGACCUGAGUCAGCAAAGUACUUUCAUACCUAAGCGAGUCUAACAAAAGAUGUACAUGUAAUUGUGUAGAAUUGAUCAUGUACUUACUCAAAAGUUCAUUGAUAAUCUCAUAUAUUUUAAUAGCAACAUUUGGUUCAGAUGGUUAAAGCAAUAUUUUCAAUGGUUCCAGAGCAGAGACCAGAUUAUACACACCAUGCUGCUUAUAGAUAACCUGCUUUUUCACUGCGACACUCAGUCAUGACAAAAUCAGCAGAGAUCUACCAGUUUGUUAAAGCCAAGACUGUCAUCAACUGUCUAAUAAGCAGAAAGUAAUUUGAGAAUAAACUUGGUCAGAAAAUAUCAGGUCCACAAAAGAUUCCCCAGUGUGGCAUGAUCCUGUACUGAUCUGCCAUAUUAAAAUCACUGUGAUGAAAUUUUAAUGGGAAUUAAAAUUUAAUAGCAAUAAAAUUAGACUAACUAGGUCAUGUUCCUCCAAGACUGUCCCUCCUUUUAGUUGGUGAAAUAUAGCUUGAUUAUGUGCGUUUUCUCUAAUUAUAACAGAUUAAAGUACAAGUCAUCCCUCAUAAAUGGCACUGGAAAGGCACUAAAUGCUUUUGAGGGUCGCGACUUACUCUAUGGGACCUUUAGUUAUCUUUAACUCUUUACCCCUUAAUGAUGACAUAUGACGACCCCGUGUAUAUCCCAUAAUGACGACAUAUGACGCCGGCGUGUGUGCACCAUAAUGACGACAUUUGACGACUCUGAAUUUGCCUCUACAUACGUAUUUUACCCUUUACAGGUAUCCCAGGUGAAUAUUUAUGAUAAAAUGUAUGAAUUCUGAAAAGAUAAUUGAACAACAUUAUAUAAAGCAUCUUUGUAAAGUUGCAGUAAUCAUUUAUUGUACACCAUUUGACAUUCAUGUAAAAUGUGAAGAUUGGUUUUCACACAGGUAUUACAAAACUUUCAGACACUCCCUGUGAGUUGGUGAAUGUUGAAACAUAACUUUGAGUGAUUUUUGUAUUCUGUGUCAUGUCCUCUUUACAAAAAUGUAUGAUAUGUCAUGAUUGUUUCAACAUGAAGGAGAAAACUGA